Alternaria viburni is the source of this 747-nucleotide messenger RNA. RefSeq lists its product as uncharacterized. Lineage: Eukaryota; Fungi; Ascomycota; Dothideomycetes; Pleosporales; Pleosporaceae. Bases 1 to 747 code for a protein of 248 amino acids. The record is from RefSeq and is a predicted model, not a curated record. The transcript has 2 exons.
AUGCUUGUAGAAUACGAUGGAGAUGAAUUCGAAUAUCAACCCCAAAACCCGGAUGAGCUGGAUAUGAGUAAGCCUUGGGGUAUUGCCUAUAAGGCAUUGUCCGAGCUCAACCCGCCACCGUUAUUCUUGGAGCAAGCUAAAGGAAACCCUCGGCUAGCACUGGUUAACCCCGACGCCAAACGUGACGAUGAACGUCGAAGGUUUUUCGUGGUCGGAUGUGUUGUGUGGAACGGAACGAUACUCCAAUCCUGCACGACCGAUUUUCUCGCACAGUGGAACUGUGAACACAGAUUUGGCUGGAAGGUCGAGGAAGAGGACAACGCUGUAUACAAAUACAGCAAAAACCUCGAACAAAAUCCGGAAAAGAAACCUUUAUUCGACUGGAUCAAACCGCCGAAUAUAAGCCGUCUAACAACGAUUCGCAAUACGAAGGGGACAACGGACGAUGGGCCAAAAAUGGAUAGUCUUAUAUUGGGCGCCGGGUCAGACCUAGAGAAUACGAAGGGCAUUGCAGAUUGGAAGAACCGGGAAUACCAGAGGAUUUUCUGGUUCAGUAUGAUAGUGAGAGAACUACUGCCGGAAGAGCACAAGAAGACCGGGGCUAUCGACACAUACAAGGUGCUUCUACCAGCGGAGAGUGCCAAAAGUCUUUUGGGCUUAGUGGAGAAAGGGCAAUGUGGACUCAUGGAUGAGUUGAGAGACUGGCUCGAGAGAAGCAUAAAGGCGGACCAGGAUGAAAGUUCUUGA